AUGUCGCUUGUCAUCGGGCCAGACUUUCAGCAUAUUCUGCGUAUUCUUAACACCAAUAUUGAUGGUCGUCGUAAGGUGUGGAUUGCUCUGACUGCCAUCCAGGGUGUAGGUCGUCGUUUUUCCAUCAUGGUGUGCAAGAAAGCAGAGGUGGACAUUACCAAGCGUGCUGGUGAGCUAACCAAUGACGAGAUUGAGCGUGUUGUAGCGAUUAUCCAGAAUCCGCUGCAGUUUAAGAUUCCUGUGUGGUUUCUUAACCGACAGAAGGACUUUAAGACUGGCAAACACUCGCAGAUUGUGGCGAACAACCUACAGGGCAAAUGGCGCGAGGAUUACGAACGUCUUAAGAAGAUCUACGCUCACCGUGGUUUACGUCACUGGUGGGGUCUCAAGGUGCGCGGCCAGCACACCAAGACCACAGGCCGUCGUGGCCGUACGGUUGGCAUCCUUGGUGGCAAGUAA
Peronospora belbahrii is the source of this 459-nucleotide messenger RNA. Lineage: Eukaryota; Oomycota; Peronosporomycetes; Peronosporales; Peronosporaceae. The record is from the annotation of a GenBank genome assembly.